UCAUACUUUUAUAUACCGAUAAAGAAGCGAAAUUUUUCGAAGACAAAUAUCUUCUUCUUGGAAACGUUGCAACGAGUACUCUACUUUUGAUAUUUCCUACGUCUUUGCAUUUCUGCUUAUUUUUCUGCAUUUUCGCCUUCUCGAACUUGUCGCGUACUGGCAGCGUAGCAGCAGAUUGGAAACAAAGUAAAACCCAAUAUCUUCGUGAUAAUCCUUUUAAACACGUAACAAGAACAACGACUCAUAAUUCGAAUAAUCCGUAGCCGAACUAAUUUCGCGAGUAUUUAACCGUCAAAGUGGUCGUUCGUUAUGAUAAACGUUACGAUCGGAGCAGUUAGGGUAAACGAGCCCAACAAGUGAAUUUUAAAACGCGUUCGGUGUACGCGCGAGUACCUUCGAGAUCCCUAAAUUAAUGCCCGAAGAUCCUAAGGGCGGCCUAAGAGUAAAGUCGGUAAAGAUACGACACGAACGAACGAAGAGUUGCGAAAGUUUUCCGGCUUGAUAGAAGCGAUUAAACAGAACCAUAAGGUAACAGCGCGGCUCGUUAGGAAGGGCUUGCCUCUAAGUGAUCUCGUAUAACACGGGAUUUUAUGGAGAGUGCAUCGGGGUCUCUUUGCAUGCAUUUCGUGGAAGGCUGAGUGCCUCCACUAUCGAAAUGACGAUUAUCGUCCAUCUUGUCGAGAUGUGGCUGUGCGCUGUUUCUGCCGGUAGCCCGAUACACAUUUCUCUUCAGGUACUCUCGAAUUUCCUUCCAAGAUUUACACCACUCCGAAACCGUUCUUCGUACACCGGGAUCCAUCAAAGAUUCAUCGACACGAGUGGCUCUCCGCUAGAUUCAUUAGAAAAUCGCGAUUUUCAUAGCAACGCUGCCAUACACGGCCUUCGCCUAUCAAUAUGUUAUGAUACGAGGGACGCUUUGUAAUUUUGAUCGGAAUCAGUGGAACCAUAAACAGGUAUACGUGAUUAACACAGGCUAGUCUUGAGAUGGUUCCAGGCCAGCCUGAUUGAGUCUGUAAUAUUAAACGCAAUUCAACUUGCCAGACUAGCUGGCUAACGAUGAGCAUAUCGAAGUAAAUAGGCCACCGAAGGUCGAAACUCGAACAGUUUUGGGAAUCUCGGUGGCACGGGGUCGACCGAUAAUUAAUUAAGGAUGAAUAUAAGAUCGAUCUUAUCAUACACGUAACUUGCUCAACUUUGAAGAUGUCGUUAAUCUGCAGUGGCAGGCCUUGGUUACCUGUCACGACUUCAUCGAAGGGAUCAAUGUCUGUCGUUUCGACGUAAGUCUCGCUUUCCUCGGACUAAUUUACUCGAUCGAACUUUAUUGCCGUCGAUUUAUGCCGAACGGAGAUGUAUCCUGUUCGGGGAUAUCGGCCUCGAAAUUUGUUUGCCUUGUUUUAUGGCGGGGCCAGGUUGCAUCAACUGUCUUAUUGGAUUCUGACACGACGCCAGUGACACACGCGUAGACCAGACGAAACGCGUUGCGUCUUCCGUAGACGCGUCAUCCGGCGCACACGUAGCACGAAAAUUUAUACGCUGGAUUUGCAGGAAGAGGAAGGAUAAGGUCGGAACAGCAAGAGAAAGACUAAAGUCGGAGCAGAAAGAGAAAAAAUAAAGCCGAAACGAGCACGUGGAGCAGAGUGUAUGAUUUCGGAAUGAUUCCAAUUUCACGGAAACCUUGAAUUGCCGAAUCUGAGGACGUAGGACAGUUGGAGAGAGAACCGUAAGUUGUUACGUCGGCCUCUUAGGAGUACGUCCCGUGUCUUUUCCAGGGAAAAGACAAUCGUGGGGGCGGUGUAAGAGCUGUACGAUGUAAAAGAAAGGCAAGGUAAGACGAGGAGGUGGAGGUGGAGAUGUGCAGGACGAAUAGCAAGCAGUGUCUCGUGGGAGUGUGCACCAGGUGCCGGGUUAACCCCUGCGGCUUAGAUGUCUUUAGGCGGCGCGUUACCCUGUCGUUUCGUAACCAGAAGGUGGUAACCAAUCGGUUUCGUAAGGGAAGAAGUAGACAAAGAGCGGGCGACGAGAAAACAAGCUGGAUGUUGUCUAGACGCGUGAGAGUACGUUUUCUACGUGACCAGGAAAGCCAUUCUUCUUUCAAACAUCUAUACGUAAGAUGAUCGUGCGGUUUACGGGCUAAUGGAAGCUUGUAAAUUUCUAAUCUUCUCGACGAUAAAAACAGGGCAUGUCACGUAUGUAUUUCAAAGUUAAAUCGCAGUCCAAAAUGAUUUAUUUAGUUUAGACCAACGUGUUUAACGAGAAAUUUCGAGACACGAGAACGAUAAUACAACUUUGCUGGUUUUUUGAUCUUAACGUUAGUUUAUAAUUCGAAAAGAAUAUCUUAACGUAAAAUAACUAACAAUUUACAAUUACAAUCUAACUAAUCAACAAUUACAAUCAAAGAUAUAGUAGAUGAAGUUUUGUAAAAGCUAAAGGUAGAACUGUCAAGAUAAUUAACAACUUAACGUCUGCGAUCUUUUAACGUUGUGGCGAGCAAUACUUUUCAGUUUACUAAGAGUACAGAAAAUUCAAACGACAAGACAAUUUUGACGAUAUAGAAUUAAUUGACAAGGAACUGGAUUUGGAAAUUGUUCUCCUAAAACGUGAUAAAUGCGACUUAUCUUCUUCUCCAUCUGUAUAUCUUCAAAUAGAUUUUUCUUUUCCUAAAAGACUCUGCUCCAGUUGAACCAAUUUUGAGAUAAGAACACGUGUUUAUAGAUUUUGCACAAUGUACAGGUCGCACGAUUUAACACGCAAGCGGGUUUAUCAAGACAUCCAAUAUUCUCGAUAUACUCGGGAUGGUUAUCGUUACGCGUUUCGAUCUUUCGCGCAAUAAAAUGAGCUACUUGCAAUGAAUUCUUCAGCGGAAACGCCAUUACCGCGGCCGUUAAACUCUCGCAACAUGAUCCCGCGUGACCCUUAAAAAUGCCGAGUAAAAUGACGUCUCUGGACAUUAAACGAAACGAAUGCAACAAGGGUGAAUAGCAAACGGUAACUGGUUGCGCCGACGUGGAUGGAAUUUUAACCGAUUCCCCUAAUCGUUUAUUAUUCGACCGAAUUCUUUAAGGUUUACUAAAUUUUCUCCAUUUACCUUCUCUCUUCGUACGUUUCUUCCUCAUCUCUUAAUUAACACGUAGCUAGCAUUUCAGUGCGAGUGCCAUUUUAUCUUGUUCCAAUUAUACAUAUUAUUUGUUAUCAUUCACGUUACUUUUCGCUUCUAAUAUAAUUCAUAAAUAUUCUUACUGUCUGCUUCGAUCGUUCUUCCAUGUUUUUUCUAAAAUUUGGUAGCAUCUCUAUAUCCUCGUCGAAGGGGGUGGAAUUGUGCCGAAGCAUUCGAGAUGCGUUUAAAUCCACCCUCUUCCCAAGACACUUAAUAACAUGCAUAUUUCGUAAGAUGCAGCGGAGCGGCUUAAGGCAGCGAAGACGAAUGAAAAAGAGGAGCACUCGAAAGAGGAUGCGGUAUUCCGUAGUACAGAAGGGAAGAAACAUGCUGGAGGAAAAUGUAUUUUCGUUUGGGGAAGUUAGGAGGCAAAACUAUCCCCCUUCGAAAAGGCGUACUGCAGCGGCGUACUGCGACCGUGCAGCGACGUUUCGCUACAAAAAGGAGAAGGAAAGGCGCAUGCAUCGAGGCCGUACGAUAGGUAGAACAAUGAGGACGAUCGUGUUCACGGUUUGCCCGCUGGAUAAUCGUCGUCGACCGUGGCUCUUAAUUUACGUCAUCUUGGCCGUCAUCCUGCCGAUCCACGUACCAGUCGAAGCUCAAAAGAACGAACACGGGAACACGUACUUGAGGAGAUCGAGCGUGAGCCCAGGAUUCUCGAAGAACACGGAGCAAUCGAAAGUUUCCAUUGUCGACGACGAGAACAAGGAUUCGAAGGCGAAAUCUAGCGAGGGUCAGCGAGACGAAGAGUCGGCUAAAUCCAUAGACGAGAACAGUCCAGCAUUAAAUAAGUUCCUACAAGAUGUUCUGAAGGCUCAAACCGAUUUAAAGUGGAUAGAUCAAGCACUGCGUGAUGUUGAUCGCGAGAAGGAUUGGAGGAAGAACAGUAGAAAUGUUAAUAAGUUACGCGAGAAAAGAGGCUCUAGCGAGAGCUACGAAACUACACGGCAGUUGAAUAGAAAUACGUACAGAGAUGAAAAUCCUCUAGAAUUUUCCCAGAGAUUGCGCUUUGGCAAUGACAUGACGUUCAAGAGGAACGUCGAUCUCGAUGACGUGGAUGCGUACGAAAAGGGAAAGAAAAGAAAAGAGGUUCAUCUUUCUCCCGCCUAUGACAAAGAAACGAUAGACAAUCAGAUUCGGAAAAAUUGGUCCAAGACGAAGGAUCUUUGUUCUCUGAGCGACUGGCUGAACUCGUACAAAAUCUCCGGAAACGAAAAGGAUAAAUUUGAGGAUCGAUGGAUCCACGAUUACGACGCCAGUCAAAGAAACAGACUUAAUUCUUUGGACGGUGACAAAGAAGCAAACACAGAGGCGAGUAGCGCGUUGAUCGUGAGAAAUCAACGAGCCGAAACGAAGGAGAACGAGGCGACGUCGCUGGAAUCUCUCAGAGAAACGAUAUUAGAACUGAAAAAAAGCCUGAACGAAACUGACAAAAAACGGCGCGAGAAUUCCAAAAAUUUGGAUACUUGGAGUGUUAAAGAAAAGCAUAGCAACAAGCAGGAACAGAAGAAGCAAACUGCUGGUGGAAGAAACAACUAUCAAAAAAGUGAAAACGACGACGAAAGAAACUUCGGCUGGUGGGAAAGUCUAGGAGCAGAAAGGUUGAAUUUAAAAAAGCGUGAGCCAAGCACCGAGGAUCUUGAUGAGAAGAAUGCUCAUCUGAAAGUGUGGAGAACGAAGAGGACUGGAGUUAAUAACGACGAUGGUAACCCGAAACUCUUUCAUAGAGCGGGGUUUGGGGACCCGUACCUUGAAGAGGACACGCUAAAAGAGCUUCAUGACCGUAAAAGACGUAGCAAAGGAACGCCGUCAGAUGAGAAACGUCAUUUAAACGAAGCUCAGGAUGGAAACAAGUCGGCAGCUGAUGAGAAAAAUUCCAUAAAAAUAUCAAAGACAUCUGGCUGCGGCGUCGCGGAUGCUUCCGGUAAAAUAGAAUCUUUGUCGAAUGAUUUGCAAGCAAGGAACGCUUUCGAACGUGAGAGCGAAUUAACGAAUAAUCCGGCAGAUACCGCGGCUUCCGACGUCUCAAAGGCGGCCACGGAUGAGAGUAAAAACACGGAAACAGGCGGAAAUUGCGAACAAUCGGAUCUAUCGCGGGAAAAUCAGAACGCGAUGGAAAACAAGUUGAUGAAGAACAAAGAAAAGGGUGAAAGUCCCGAGGGAAAUUCUUUGCAAACCUUCGAAUCCACGUCGAAUGAACUGCAGGCUGCUUCGUCUACCGAAACCUCGAAUCAAGAAAAUGUCGGCUCGAGCAAGGGAGAACAGGUGAUCAAAGUCUUUGAACCUCAGAGGCAUUUGCGCGAAAACAACGAACGAAGAAAAGAAGUCGAAGAAACCGACGACGAGCACGAAGAAUUGUCUCCGCAGGUGAAGAGGUCUGCCAAAGAUUCAGGAAAUAUUAAUAUCCUGGUCAAGUCAGAAAACAAGAAUCUGAUCGAGUUCAGUAACGCGGAUGGCGAUAAAAAAUUACCGAACGGUGGUCAAUCGCCGUUUGUGUUGAAUAUAGUUGACGUGAAGAAGAAGACGAUCGUGGAGAACGAGCAGCCAGGUGGAAAAUCAGUUUCGAUGCUUUACAACAUGAAGUUACACGAGUCACAGGUCGAUAAGCCUGUCGAAGGUGCGAAUAAACGAGAUGCAGAGCCGAGAAACGACGAAGUUCCGGUUGGUAGCGUGGUGCUUGAUUUUCGGAAGAAUAAACUUAAGGAAGUGCCAUACGAAGACACGCCCGCAUCUACGAACACGAUGAAAGAAAGGAACGUGGAUGAGAAACGACUUGAGAACUCUGCAGACCUCGACAAAGGAUCGGAACAAAGCGGCGUCAAUGAAGAAGGAACUCGAAACUGGUUCGGAGAGGCAGCUCGUAAUCAGAUGGCUAUGAACGUCGAUCACGGUGCAGCUGAGAAAUGUAAUGACCUAGGCGGAAAGGAUAAAUUUACGAACGCAGAGGGGCGGUUUAACGAUAAUAAAGAGAAGGGAGACUCCUCCGUUCAGGGAUCUAAUAAGGAGGCAGAGCCGAACGGAGAGAAUAAAGAAGGAAGAAAUAAGAAAUAUAGAGAAAUAUUCAUAAUGACCAAUGGAAUGGAUGAUAGGAUAAUGAAUGAUAAAUAUGGUCAGAGACGAAUAUUGCAGUAUAUGGAGUACUCUAACGACGAUGUCGAAGAUGCCGAUGUGAAUUACAGCGACAAAGAGGAAGAGGAAAAUCAACAUCAGGCUGCUGCAGAGAAAAACGAUGCAGCAACACGAAGGAAAGAACGAGCCGCGUACAGCGACAAAAAGAAAGAUAAAGUGAAUCUGUUGAUUAAAGAGAAAAUCGACAAAAAGAAAAAACCUCGCCAGAGAAAAAGACGUAAUCCAAGUGUAAUCGAAUACUACGAUUACGAUAGCAAUCUCGAGCAGCAGGAUCACGAAUCGUUGUCACCGACAAGCGAGCAACAGCGAAGUAAAAACAAUUAUCAAGACAAGAGCGCCAUCGAAUCCGACGCGGGACCUGGUAAUCACGCGUGCACUUCCCCAUCGAAAAACUAACGACAAAACUGCUAAAAUCUUAUGUAGUAAAGUUUCGCCAGAUUUCCAAUAAUCCACUCAAAUCAUCGAUUCGAUAUCACCGGGUUAGGCUAUGAGUUAAGGUGAAUGUGUGUUUUGACGAAUAUGUCGCAGCAAUUAAACACAGGAGAAUAUAGUAAAUCGAACUUUUCAUGUUCACGGAGGGACAAUUUUUAAAUUGAAUAUGUUGUCAGGAGUUUUAUAUAGCAAACUGCACUCUCUUUAUACGAUUUCAAUAUCAAAUAUAUGUAAAUCUCACAGAUAUCUUUUUUGUAUAAUAUAUUUGUUGUAUUUUUAUCAAUACAAAGAGAUGCAAGCUGAGUAUCUAAUAACAGAUUUUUACGUAGCGUUUACCUACAUACAUUUCAGACGUUUUAUUCGUCACAGAGCACGCAUUCGCUGUAGCCAUAGUCGCAGACGAAUCACACGAGAGCUCAUGCCUCUUUUCGUCAUGUCGUAGUCGUAGACGGCGAGAGCAGCGAAAAAUGUAGACCACCUAUGACGGAAAUCAAGAACGAGCAAGACGAGGCGAUACGGAAGGAGAUAAAACAGAAGGAAAAAUCGGGGAACAGGGUGCCGGUAGAGCAAUUCCUUAAUCCGGCUGGAAUAGAAAGGAACGUAACGAAGAAAUCAGCGGCGACGACAUCGACGAAAGCUAAAUUCGGGAAACAGGAAGGAUCCUCCAGCAACCAACGACUGGGAUCAAGGUGAAGACAACGUGAACAGCAUUAGUCGCGAGAGGUCAGCGGUAAAUUCUCGAACGAAAAAUAGUACAAUCUAUCAAAUAAAUGACACUGACCUGCGUGAUCGUGAUAUUGGUGUAUAGCUGCGCGAGAAACUUUUAAGCUCAAGUAGUGAACUUAGUAUGUGGAUAGGUUAAACGAACCGGUGGAGGGAAACGAAGACAAGUUUUUAGACGCUGACACGAAUAACGAGAUGAUGCUAAAUCCGGCAAAGUAUAUUCUCAAAGUGGAUACAAAUUCGGAUCCCGGGGCAAUCGACGACUUCUGCGAUGAUAUCCAAUAUCUGGAUGAAAAGUAUGCUAUCCUAAUUGGCCCUAGAAAUUUCUUCGUCUCGGUAUCGUUUAGCUUUGAUUUUAGUCGUCUGAACGCUUCGUUACAGCAUUCGUUCUGUACAGUAUUCUCCGUUAUAAAUAUUUUACUCUCGUGUCCGCUAGAAAAGAAAUAGCGCCUGACAACGUGGAACCACUGUACGAAGAGUUAAAAAAAAUAUACGACUGGAACGAGGACGAGACAAAAGUAAAACCUCGAAUAAAGGGAGAUCAGAGGACGUAUCAGGAAUCUUACGACAAAGUAGAUCCCAUCGAUAGAGUAGCGGGCGAACCGUUUAAAGAUCAAGUCGAGCCUCCGCAAGUUCACGAUGAUUCAACUAAAACAUUCGGUAAACGUUGCUGAAUCAAAUUUCAUCGCAUGGAAUCGACGCGACUCACGUCGAUUGUGUUCGAUUUUGCCGUUCAGUUUCCAGCCCCAACUUAUCGCCUCUUUUGCUCGUUAACACUGGAUCAGGGAAAUCCGAAAUUGGCGAAAGAACGUACCCAGUCGUAUCAUCUGGCCGGCACGAAAGCAGCCACGCCGCGAACGUUUCCCGCAGUAAUUAUUUUGCUCUUAAAAGCACAGACGAUAUGUUUAAAGGCGGGUCGGAGCAAAGUAACAGCACCGGGGAAAAAUUACGAGGACCUAGCGCUAUCGGAACGACCGGUGAAUGGCAAACACAAAAGGUAAAAAACGAGUAAAAUCUAAGCAUUUCCAAUAAAUUAUUGGCCCGACU
Molecule: messenger RNA, 8485 nt
Organism: Bombus huntii
Lineage: Eukaryota; Metazoa; Arthropoda; Insecta; Hymenoptera; Apidae
Exons: 8
Coding region: 3260-6679 (1139 amino acids)
Source: RefSeq, a predicted model, not a curated record